Messenger RNA from Aspergillus japonicus CBS 114.51, 2131 nucleotides. Its product is annotated as CAIB/BAIF family enzyme. The transcript has 5 exons. The coding region runs from base 392 to 2119 and encodes 575 amino acids. Gene Ontology annotation, molecular function: catalytic activity. The record is from RefSeq and is a predicted model, not a curated record. NCBI's taxonomy places the organism in Eukaryota, Fungi, Ascomycota, Eurotiomycetes, Eurotiales, Aspergillaceae.
CUCUCCUCUGCGGGGUUAGAGGCCUUCCCCCCUCCGAUGCUGUUAACCAAGGACCAGACAGAAUACUUUGCCUAUCACAAUACAAUGCUUUAGCAGAGAUAAUGGACUCUGCCGUUGAAUUUGUGCUUGCCGAUCGGUCGUUCAGACGUGCAUCCACCCGACGGGACAAUUCCUCGGAAUAGGCCCGGACGACUGAACCCACCGUAACCGUCAAAAAGUAAAGGGCUGCUUUGCUUCUCCUCAAUCCAGAAACUCCUUUGCCGAAACGUCGCUUUUUUCUGGCGGACCUUGAUCUACAUAUAUCUGGUACUUGCCGUCUCCAGGAAGCGCAACUCCAACGACAUCGGUCUGGAUCUCGAGGAGGUCAAUCUGAAAAUUAGAGAACGAGAGUAUGGCGGCUAAUUCGGAGAGCGGUGUACAAUACUCGCCUGUCCGCGAGGCGGGUCGCAUCUUCAACCACCUCUGCGACCAAGCCGAACGUCUCAGCUUGCCCGCGGAAGUAGCGGAGCGCAGGGAUGCUGUGUCAUUCACGUCCAUUCAUGACCAGAUCUAUUACCCGAUCCCGUUCAAAGAGACCGAGACAUUGGCUGCGUUGAAAGGUGUGGAGGGAGCAGUGGCAGGCGCAAUCGCUGAUCUGCGGUAUGGACCAACCACUCAAGCGCGGAAUGUCCAGGUGAGCCUUGAGCGGGCCACUGCAUUUGGUUGUCAGGCGUACAUGGCCAAGGUGGAUGGAUUGUCCAAGUUGGAUCCGGAAGUGAAGAAGAAGCUGAAAGACACGGACUUACUCGCAGCCCAGUCGAACGGCUACCGUCGGAUGUCGGCGAAUCUGUACAAGACCAAGAACAAGGACGAAUACUUCCACAUCCAUGGCUCACUCGAGGCUACCACGACGCUGAACAUGAUUGGACUGGAGGGUCAACGUCCGGAUCUGACCGAUUAUGAGGAGAUCAUCAAGGUCAUCGAGAGCCAUGUGCAGAAAUACUCCGCGGCGGAGUUAGAGGAGAUGAACAAGGAGAGGAGACAGGCCGGUGUGACGGCAUUCAAAUACGAGGACUUCAUCAAAACCCCCCAUGGCAAACUCAACGUCCAGGAACCGGCUUGGAAGGUGACCCGUCUGAGCGGCGACCUGCCUCCCACACCAUUCCCUGCUAGUCGCAGCGGUAGCAAGAGAAUUCUCGAAGGCGUCAAGGUUUUGGAGCUGUGCCGUAUCAUUGCCGGGCCUACGGUGGCACGCAUCUUGUCGGAAUAUGGUGCCGACGUCCUGAAGAUCACCAGUCCCAAGCUGUCUGAUGUUCCCUUCUUCCAGGUGGACGGCAACAUGGGCAAGCAUGCCGCUGACUUGGAUCUCAAGUCAGAGGACGGUCGGCGUCAAUUUGAAGAGCUUUUGGCUGACGCCGAUGUUCUUGUGGACGGAUACCGCCCAGGAGCUCUCGAGAAGCUGGGGUACGGACCGGACGCACUUGCCGCAUUGGCUGAGAAGCGCGGCAAGGGUAUUGUGGUGGUGAACGAGAACUGCUUUGGAUACGAGGGUGAAUGGGCUGGCCGCCCAGGCUGGCAACAGAUUGCCGACUGCGUGAGUGGUAUUGCAUGGGCACAGGGUGAAUUCAUGGGUCAUUCGGCCCCAAUGGUCCCCCCGUUCCCCAUCUCCGACUACGGCACCGGGUGUAUGGGAGCAAUUGCAGCAUUGACGGGUCUCUACCACCGCGCUAAGCAGGGCGGCUCGUACCACGGCAAAGCUUCGUUGAUGCACUAUGAUCUGCUGCUAUUUGCCGUUGGCAAGUACUCGGACGCCAUCCAGGAGCAAAUGCGCGCUGCGCAGCCCCCCGAGUUCUUCAAGCUGCGGCACUGCGACAGCGUGGACCGCAUCUCCUCGACCGUGCUGAAGAUCAUGCAGGCCCGAUUCCCCCACCUAUACGCGGGUCCCGAGCAAGCGGGAGAGGGGGCCCUCACCGAGAUCUGGUACUCCAAGGCCUACGGAGGGGACAUCGAGAUUGUGCGGCCCAUCACGGAAAUCGACGGUGUGGAGAACAAGUUCAUCCGAGCCAGCCGGCCUAAUGGCACGGACCGGGCGAGUUGGGAGGAUUUCGAGCAGCACGAGGAGGAUUUUCGGAAGGUUUAGGUUUGAUCUUGG